This is a messenger RNA of Lineus longissimus, 12381 nucleotides long. RefSeq names its product mucin-5AC-like. The record is from RefSeq and is a predicted model, not a curated record. NCBI's taxonomy places the organism in Eukaryota, Metazoa, Nemertea, Pilidiophora, Heteronemertea, Lineidae. The coding region runs from base 506 to 9139 and encodes 2877 amino acids. The transcript is spliced from 3 exons.
UAUAUACUUGAGAGUGACAUUGUUUGGUGAUUCUGUCGGGUCGGUUCGGGGGCUCGUGCUUGUGACGAUAAUUCGCUGGUAUUUCAAGAGUCGUGAAUCAUUUUGUGAGGAUGACUGUUUAGUUUGCCAACCCGCCUUGCUCCAGUUAUAAUAUUCGUGUUCCAAUGACCAGAGCUGUUCCUAAGUCUUGCCAGCAUGUGGUGAUGUUUUAUUUCUAUUUCUAGUUCCUUUAGUGUAAUCGUUGUGGUCAGUUAGUUUGGAUACGGUGACAAGUCAUUAGGUACAUUUUUCAGGAGUGAGAAGAAUUAAGGAAAACUGAUGUGCAUUGAGUGGUUGGUGAUAAUCUAAACUUUCGAACUCAUAUUUGGAGUAUCAGUUGUGGAGGCGAGGUCAUGUUAGCGGUCUUUCUACACUUUUAACAAUAAUUCGAGUGACAUUGGAUUUCGUGUCAAAACCAUCAAGCAUUAGUUGUUACAUAUAGGCCAGGUUCCGGCGAGGUUCGAUCAUGAAGUGGCAACAAAUCACAUUUGUGGUGAUGCUGGUCAUGGCCAGCACGGCACUAGGUUCAACAACAACAGCAAAAACAACCAGUCCAAGCAACGCUACAGAUGCAGUAAUGAAUGGAACAACAGUCAGUCCAACAACUCCAGGAAGUACUCAAGCGCCUGUGGCAUCUGUUGAACUUACACUAAAAGGAAAUUUCUCAGAUAUUGUACCAACUGCAAAUACUACGGAGUAUGAAGCAUUCAAGCAAGACCUAGUGAAACAAUUAGCAGCACUGUUUGGUGUUCCAGAAGCUAGUAUCAACAUUGACAGAAUUGUGAAAGGUUCGAUCAAAAUCAUCUUCACCAUAGAUUCCACAAAGUUGAAUGCGACUCGGACGUUGGAGAGUAUCGUUGCCAACGUUGAAGAGUUCCCCAGACAAAACAAAACCAUAUCAGUCGGAAACACAACUUUGUCAGUUUCUGCAGUCACAGUCUCCCUUCAAUCGACAGACAUGACUUCAGCGAUGCCUGUUACUACAGCCAGCUCAGAUAACACCACCAAUACAGCCAGUGCGACAACAACAGAAACAGACAACACUACAGAUACAAUGAGUGCAACAACGGCAAGCCCAGACAACACUACGGAUGUGGGUGCAACGACAGCGGGCCCAGAUAACACUACCAUUGCAACUGCUGCAACAACCAUGGGACCAGACAACACCACUGAUGCUAUUGGUUCAACAACGGUGGGCCCAGUCAACGCUACUGAUGGAACAACCGCGAGACCAGACAACACCACUGAUGCUAUUGGACCGACAUCCAGUCCAAGCAACGCUACAGAUGCAGUAAUGAAUGGAACAACAGUCAGUCCAACAACUCCAGGAAGUACUCAAGCGCCUGUUGCAACUGUUGAACUUACACUAAAAGGAAAUUUCUCAGAUAUUGUACCAACUGCAAAUACUACGGAGUAUGAAGCAUUCAAGCAAGACCUAGUGAAACAAUUAGCAGCACUGUUUGGUGUUCCAGAAGCUAGUAUCAACAUUGACAGAAUUGUGAAAGGUUCGAUCAAAAUCAUCUUCACCAUAGAUUCCACAAAGUUGAAUGCGACUCAGACGUUGGAGAGUAUCGUUGCCAACGUUGAAGAGUUCCCCAGACAAAACAAAACCAUAUCAGUCGGAAACACAACUUUGUCAGUUUCUGCAGUCACAGUCUCCCUUCAAUCGACAGACAUGACUUCAGCGAUGCCUGUUACUACAGCCAGCUCAGAUAACACCACCAAUACAGCCAGUCCGACAACAACAGAAACAGACAACACUACAGAUACAAUGAGUGCAACAACGGCAAGCCCAGACAACACUACGGAUGUGGGUGCAACGACAGCGGGCCCAGAUAACACUACCAUUGCAACUGCUGCAACAACCAUGGGACCAGACAACACCACUGAUGCUAUUGGUUCAACAACGGUGGGCCCAGUCAACGCUACUGAUGGAACAACCGCGAGACCAGACAACACCACUGAUGCUAUUGGACCGACAUCCAGUCCAAGCAACGCUACAGAUGCAGUAAUGAAUGGAACAACAGUCAGUCCAACAACUCCAGGAAGUACUCAAGCGCCUGUUGCAACUGUUGAACUUACACUAAAAGGAAAUUUCUCAGAUAUUGUACCAACUGCAAAUACUACGGAGUAUGAAGCAUUCAAGCAAGACCUAGUGAAACAAUUAGCAGCACUGUUUGGUGUUCCAGAAGCUAGUAUCAACAUUGACAGAAUUGUGAAAGGUUCGAUCAAAAUCAUCUUCACCAUAGAUUCCACAAAGUUGAAUGCGACUCAGACGUUGGAGAGUAUCGUUGCCAACGUUGAAGAGUUCCCCAGACAAAACAAAACCAUAUCAGUCGGAAACACAACUUUGUCAGUUUCUGCAGUCACAGUCUCCCUUCAAUCGACAGACAUGACUUCAGCGAUGCCUGUUACUACAGCCAGCUCAGAUAACACCACCAAUACAGCCAGUCCGACAACAACAGAAACAGACAACACUACAGAUACAAUGAGUGCAACAACGGCAAGCCCAGACAACACUACGGAUGUGGGUGCAACGACAGCGGGCCCAGAUAACACUACCAUUGCAACUGCUGCAACAACCAUGGGACCAGACAACACCACUGAUGCUAUUGGUUCAACAACGGUGGGCCCAGUCAACGCUACUGAUGGAACAACCGCGAGACCAGACAACACCACUGAUGCUAUUGGACCGACAUCCAGUCCAAGCAACGCUACAGAUGCAGUAAUGAAUGGAACAACAGUCAGUCCAACAACUCAAGGAAGUACUCAAGCGCCUGUUGCAACUGUUGAACUUACACUAAAAGGAAAUUUCUCAGAUAUUGUACCAACUGCAAAUACUACGGAGUAUGAAGCAUUCAAGCAUGACCUAGUGAAACAAUUAGCAGCACUGUUUGGUGUUCCAGAAGCUAGUAUCAACAUUGACAGAAUUGUGAAAGGUUCGAUCAAAAUCAUCUUCACCAUAGAUUCCACAAAGUUGAAUGCGACUCAGACGUUGGAGAGUAUCGUUGCCAACGUUGAAGAGUUCCCCAGACAAAACAAAACCAUAUCAGUCGGAAACACAACUUUGUCAGUUUCUGCAGUCACAGUCUCCCUUCAAUCGACAGACAUGACUUCAGCGAUGCCUGUUACUACAGCCAGCUCAGAUAACACCACCAAUACAGCCAGUGCGACAACAACAGAAACAGACAACACUACAGAUACAAUGAGUGCAACAACGGCAAGCCCAGACAACACUACGGAUGUGGGUGCAACGACAGCGGGCCCAGAUAACACUACCAUUGCAACUGCUGCAACAACCAUGGGACCAGACAACACCACUGAUGCUAUUGGUUCAACAACGGUGGGCCCAGUCAACGCUACUGAUGGAACAACCGCGAGACCAGACAACACCACUGAUGCUAUUGGACCGACAUCCAGUCCAAGCAACGCUACAGAUGCAGUAAUGAAUGGAACAACAGUCAGUCCAACAACUCAAGGAAGUACUCAAGCGCCUGUUGCAACUGUUGAACUUACACUAAAAGGAAAUUUCUCAGAUAUUGUACCAACUGCAAAUACUACGGAGUAUGAAGCAUUCAAGCAAGACCUAGUGAAACAAUUAGCAGCACUGUUUGGUGUUCCAGAAGCUAGUAUCAACAUUGACAGAAUUGUGAAAGGUUCGAUCAAAAUCAUCUUCACCAUAGAUUCCACAAAGUUGAAUGCGACUCGGACGUUGGAGAGUAUCGUUGCCAACGUUGAAGAGUUCCCCAGACAAAACAAAACCAUAUCAGUCGGAAACACAACUUUGUCAGUUUCUGCAGUCACAGUCUCCCUUCAAUCGACAGACAUGACUUCAGCGAUGCCUGUUACUACAGCCAGCUCAGAUAACACCACCAAUACAGCCAGUGCGACAACAACAGAAACAGACAACACUACAGAUACAAUGAGUGCAACAACGGCAAGCCCAGACAACACUACGGAUGUGGGUGCAACGACAGCGGGCCCAGAUAACACUACCAUUGCAACUGCUGAAACAACCAUGGGACCAGACAACACCACUGAUGCUAUUGGUUCAACAACGGUGGGCCCAGUCAACGCUACUGAUGGAACAACCGCGAGACCAGACAACACCACUGAUGCUAUUGGACCGACAUCCAGUCCAAGCAACGCUACAGAUGCAGUAAUGAAUGGAACAACAGUCAGUCCAACAACUCCAGGAAGUACUCAAGCGCCUGUUGCAACUGUUGAACUUACACUAAAAGGAAAUUUCUCAGAUAUUGUACCAACUGCAAAUACUACGGAGUAUGAAGCAUUCAAGCAAGACCUAGUGAAACAAUUAGCAGCACUGUUUGGUGUUCCAGAAGCUAGUAUCAACAUUGACAGAAUUGUGAAAGGUUCGAUCAAAAUCAUCUUCACCAUAGAUUCCACAAAGUUGAAUGCGACUCAGACGUUGGAGAGUAUCGUUGCCAACGUUGAAGAGUUCCCCAGACAAAACAAAACCAUAUCAGUCGGAAACACAACUUUGUCAGUUUCUGCAGUCACAGUCUCCCUUCAAUCGACAGACAUGACUUCAGCGAUGCCUGUUACUACAGCCAGCUCAGAUAACACCACCAAUACAGCCAGUCCGACAACAACAGAAACAGACAACACUACAGAUACAAUGAGUGCAACAACGGCAAGCCCAGACAACACUACGGAUGUGGGUGCAACGACAGCGGGCCCAGAUAACACUACCAUUGCAACUGCUGAAACAACCAUGGGACCAGACAACACCACUGAUGCUAUUGGUUCAACAACGGUGGGCCCAGUCAACGCUACUGAUGGAACAACCGCGAGACCAGACAACACCACUGAUGCUAUUGGACCGACAUCCAGUCCAAGCAACGCUACAGAUGCAGUAAUGAAUGGAACAACAGUCAGUCCAACAACUCCAGGAAGUACUCAAGCGCCUGUUGCAACUGUUGAACUUACACUAAAAGGAAAUUUCUCAGAUAUUGUACCAACUGCAAAUACUACGGAGUAUGAAGCAUUCAAGCAAGACCUAGUGAAACAAUUAGCAGCACUGUUUGGUGUUCCAGAAGCUAGUAUCAACAUUGACAGAAUUGUGAAAGGUUCGAUCAAAAUCAUCUUCACCAUAGAUUCCACAAAGUUGAAUGCGACUCAGACGUUGGAGAGUAUCGUUGCCAACGUUGAAGAGUUCCCCAGACAAAACAAAACCAUAUCAGUCGGAAACACAACUUUGUCAGUUUCUGCAGUCACAGUCUCCCUUCAAUCGACAGACAUGACUUCAGCGAUGCCUGUUACUACAGCCAGCUCAGAUAACACCACCAAUACAGCCAGUGCGACAACAACAGAAACAGACAACACUACAGAUACAAUGAGUGCAACAACGGCAAGCCCAGACAACACUACGGAUGUGGGUGCAACGACAGCGGGCCCAGAUAACACUACCAUUGCAACUGCUGCAACAACCAUGGGACCAGACAACACCACUGAUGCUAUUGGUUCAACAACGGUGGGCCCAGUCAACGCUACUGAUGGAACAACCGCGAGACCAGACAACACCACUGAUGCUAUUGGACCGACAUCCAGUCCAAGCAACGCUACAGAUGCAGUAAUGAAUGGAACAACAGUCAGUCCAACAACUCAAGGAAGUACUCAAGCGCCUGUUGCAACUGUUGAACUUACACUAAAAGGAAAUUUCUCAGAUAUUGUACCAACUGCAAAUACUACGGAGUAUGAAGCAUUCAAGCAAGACCUAGUGAAACAAUUAGCAGCACUGUUUGGUGUUCCAGAAGCUAGUAUCAACAUUGACAGAAUUGUGAAAGGUUCGAUCAAAAUCAUCUUCACCAUAGAUUCCACAAAGUUGAAUGCGACUCGGACGUUGGAGAGUAUCGUUGCCAACGUUGAAGAGUUCCCCAGACAAAACAAAACCAUAUCAGUCGGAAACACAACUUUGUCAGUUUCUGCAGUCACAGUCUCCCUUCAAUCGACAGACAUGACUUCAGCGAUGCCUGUUACUACAGCCAGCUCAGAUAACACCACCAAUACAGCCAGUCCGACAACAACAGAAACAGACAACACUACAGAUACAAUGAGUGCAACAACGGCAAGCCCAGACAACACUACGGAUGUGGGUGCAACGACAGCGGGCCCAGAUAACACUACCAUUGCAACUGCUGCAACAACCAUGGGACCAGACAACACCACUGAUGCUAUUGGUUCAACAACGGUGGGCCCAGUCAACGCUACUGAUGGAACAACCACGGGACCAGACAACACCACUGAUGCUAUUGGUUCAACAACGGUGGGCCCAGUCAACGCUACUGAUGGAACAACCGCGAGACCAGACAACACCACUGAUGCUAUUGGACCGACAUCCAGUCCAAGCAACGCUACAGAUGCAGUAAUGAAUGGAACAACAGUCAGUCCAACAACUCAAGGAAGUACUCAAGCGCCUGUUGCAACUGUUGAACUUACACUAAAAGGAAAUUUCUCAGAUAUUGUACCAACUGCAAAUACUACGGAGUAUGAAGCAUUCAAGCAAGACCUAGUGAAACAAUUAGCAGCACUGUUUGGUGUUCCAGAAGCUAGUAUCAACAUUGACAGAAUUGUGAAAGGUUCGAUCAAAAUCAUCUUCACCAUAGAUUCCACAAAGUUGAAUGCGACUCGGACGUUGGAGAGUAUCGUUGCCAACGUUGAAGAGUUCCCCAGACAAAACAAAACCAUAUCAGUCGGAAACACAACUUUGUCAGUUUCUGCAGUCACAGUCUCCCUUCAAUCGACAGACAUGACUUCAGCGAUGCCUGUUACUACAGCCAGCUCAGAUAACACCACCAAUACAGCCAGUCCGACAACAACAGAAACAGACAACACUACAGAUACAAUGAGUGCAACAACGGCAAGCCCAGACAACACUACGGAUGUGGGUGCAACGACAGCGGGCCCAGAUAACACUACCAUUGCAACUGCUGCAACAACCAUGGGACCAGACAACACCACUGAUGCUAUUGGUUCAACAACGGUGGGCCCAGUCAACGCUACUGAUGGAACAACCGCGAGACCAGACAACACCACUGAUGCUAUUGGACCGACAUCCAGUCCAAGCAACGCUACAGAUGCAGUAAUGAAUGGAACAACAGUCAGUCCAACAACUCCAGGAAGUACUCAAGCGCCUGUUGCAACUGUUGAACUUACACUAAAAGGAAAUUUCUCAGAUAUUGUACCAACUGCAAAUACUACGGAGUAUGAAGCAUUCAAGCAAGACCUAGUGAAACAAUUAGCAGCACUGUUUGGUGUUCCAGAAGCUAGUAUCAACAUUGACAGAAUUGUGAAAGGUUCGAUCAAAAUCAUCUUCACCAUAGAUUCCACAAAGUUGAAUGCGACUCAGACGUUGGAGAGUAUCGUUGCCAACGUUGAAGAGUUCCCCAGACAAAACAAAACCAUAUCAGUCGGAAACACAACUUUGUCAGUUUCUGCAGUCACAGUCUCCCUUCAAUCGACAGAUAUGACUUCAGCGAUGCCUGUUACUACAGCCAGCUCAGAUAACACCACCAAUACAGCCAGUGCGACAACAACAGAAACAGACAACACUACAGAUACAAUGAGUGCAACAACGGCAAGCCCAGACAACACUACGGAUGUGGGUGCAACGACAGCGGGCCCAGAUAACACUACCAUUGCAACUGCUGCAACAACAGCGGGACCAGACAACACCACUGAUGCUAUUGGUUCAACAACGGUGGGCCCAGUCAACGCUACUGAUGGAACAACCCCGGACCCAGACAACACCACUGAUGCUAUUGGUUCAACAACGGUGGGCCCAGUCAACGCUACUGAUGGAACAACCACGGGACCAGACAACACCACUGAUGCUAUUGGUUCAACAACGGUGGGCCCAGUCAACGCUACUGAUGGAACAACCACGGGACCAGACAACACCACUGAUGCUAUUGGUUCAACAUCGGUUGCCCCAGUCAACGCUACUGAUGGAACAACCGCGAGACCAGACAACACCACUGAUGCUAUUGGUUCAACAACGGUGGGCCCAGUCAACGCUACUGAUGGAACAACCACGGGACCAGACAACACCACUGAUUCUAUUGGUUCAACAACGGUGGGCCCAGUCAACGCGACUGAUGGAACAACCGCCGCACCAGACAACACCACUGAUGCUAUUGGACCGACAUCCAGUCCAAGCAACGCUACAGAUGCAGUAAUGAAUGGAACAACAGUCAGUCCAACAACUCCAGGAAGUACUCAAGCGCCUGUUGCAACUGUUGAACUUACACUAAAAGGAAAUUUCUCAGAUAUUGUACCAACUACAAAUACUACGGAGUAUGAAGCAUUCAAGAAGGACCUAGUGAAACAAUUAGCAGCACUGUUUGAUGUUCCAGAAGCUAGUAUCAACAUUGAUAGCAUUAUUGCUGGUUCAAUAAAAGUCUCAAUCACUAUAGACUCUUCCAAACUGCACACGAAUCAGACAUUGGCCAGCGUUGUUGAGGCAGCGAAUGCCAUUCCGAGUCAGAACAAGACUGUGAACGUAGGAGGAAAGGACUUGCUGGUCACUGCAGUUACAGCAACUGUUCAGACCAUUACCACCACUCCAAACACGAUCACACCUAAGAGCACCAAGAUAGCAGCUCAAACACAGGGUCUUCAGACUGUCGAUAUCGUCGUCAUCAGUGUGGCCGCUUCAAUAUGCGGGAUCUUGAUCAUAGUAGGGAUUGUGUUAUGCUGUAAAGCCUGUCGCAGGAAACGCGCGAACUCUUUUGAUUUUGAAGGCGGGACUUUAUUCCCUGAUAAUUUCACCUUAGAAAGAAUCCCUCGCGCCAAGUCAGUUAAUGUAGUUGACAGCGUUGAAACGGUCAGCGACCGAUACACUUAUAUUGAUGCGUCUGUACCCUCUGGAUAUUACAACGCUGUUGCGGAGAAUGGGACGCAAAAUGGGAAGAGUCCAACGCCUCAUGAGGGCGAGACAUUACUUAAAUCAGAUAAAGCCCAAGCUGGCUAUGACAAUCCUGUCUUUGAGGCCCCUACUUCCAGCAAGUCAAAGGAUAACACAACAAGUGCAACAUAUGACAAUGUUUACCAACCAUAUAUUCCAAGUGCAGACUAUUGAGCUAAAGCCUUUUUCUAGGGAUGUGUAACUUAUUUAGCGAGUAGUCUCGUUACCGGCCAUUUUUCCUACUCGCAUGUCACGAGUUUCUUAGGAACAAGUUUAAGCCAGUGACGGGUUCGUAGAGCAGGCCUUUAGAAUACUUUAAUCCACUAAAUUUUUGCCAGCGUUUCAUUUGCACGGACUUCGUGAAAAACCUCAAAGUCACAAAAAUAAAACGGCACAAGAAAUCUGAAAUAUACCUGAAAGGCUGGUGACUGGAUGAGCCAUACUGUGUCCGCCGAACUUGGACUAAUAUAAAGUGAUAGUGUUCCUAUCAGAAGAUGGGAUGCAUCGGAAUACAUACUUUUUCAACAAACUCUUUAUAAGAUGCAUGUCCGCAGCACCCUCUAUACAGAAAAUCUAUCUGCAUCAGUAUUGUUAAUGCGGCGCCGGGUAUUGCUCAAGGAGUUGUACUUAGCAGCGUCUGUGUGCUAACACUGAGUUGAAGAGGUGAUGCCAACAUUUAUCAAUCCAAAUCGGCCAUUUGGAGAAAAAUAAAAAAGAAUGUAGGAAAAUUCAUCAAAAAUGAAUUCUUUGUCAAAAUGUGUAGCAUUUUGGCAGUGAAUUGUGACAAGAUUGUAUAUCGUACUAACUGACACAAACCCACAUUUGCAGGAAAAACACAAAAUGCUUAAAAAUUGGAUUUUGGUGCAAGUGUGGGAGCAAAACUCUUCAAAACUCUUCAAUUACUUGUAUUUUUAGUGUGCACUCAAAUGUGUUCAUACAUUUCAAUCAAUAGCCAUGACUGUAAUCAACCAUAACAUUUACAGGGUGGGCAUUGACUGUAAACAGGGCUAGGAGAUGAUGAAGCCUUCAAGCAGCCAAUACCUGCUUUGCAUGUAUCCUAUUUAGUCGCAACAGCGCCAAACACAUUUUUAUUGGCAACAAGUGAGAUUUAUUUAAACUGCUGCAAGUGAUUGCUGGAUUUAAAAUUGAUCGCCGGUUUUAAGCACAUGCGACGAGCCAAGCAAACAAGUGAUUAUAUUGCAUGCAAUCAUAAUUUCAGGUCCCACCAAUUCAAAUCACUUGUCAGCGGAUGCUUCAUCGUGCCAACAUGGCUUUGAUAAAGGUCCCUGGAGAUCUCUAUAUCUGGGUCAAUUUUCAAAAGUUGGUCGCGUGGUAGUGGCCUCGUUCUGAGUGCCUCUUCACACAAAUUAUCAAUUGAAUACUUGUACAUUUGUUGAAAUCGACAUGAAUGUCUGCUUGUUUUUGAGGUGCAAUGAAGACUAGGUCUUGCUGCUGUUAAAGGGCGAGUACAACUGUUAAGAUGAUAAGGCUUACUAUUGUUCUUAAUGUAAUCUAAAUGACAUGUCAUUACUGAGCUGAAUGUACAAUGGGCAAGUGAAUUUCAAGGGGUGGGUCACUGUAUUUAUAGGGCAGAUAAUGUGCAUUUCACUACAUGUAUAUUCGGCUCAGUGAUUGAGGUAAAAUCGUGAUAUACUUGAGUUUGAAAAGCUUUUCUGUGAAGAAGAUGCAGUCUUUUUAGCAGAAAUGUUGAAUUUCUGAAAUCCAUUGCAUCAGAAUUAUGGAUUAUCGUCAUGAAUAUGUAUAUACAUGUACUCAUCAAUGGAGGAGAGAAAAAGGGGAAGCACACAUGACAUAUGUCAGUCAGGAGGCAUUGUGACUAAGACUGCUGUACCAUUCCUAUACUGCAAAACAAGUUGGCAUCCCGUUUGUUGGGGAGACAGAUUUCAAUUUCUUGGCCUCAAGCAACACAGUUGAUUAAGAUUUGCAUUUAUACUUCAUAUAUUUUCAGUUAUUUCAACACUUUGAAUGGUGGUAUUGAGUUUGUGAGGACUUGAAAUUGAUAUCGGUUACAUUACAGCCUGCAUAGCGUAUCAGGGGAUGCCUCAGGCUAGUUUUGUAUAGGAUGCCUAAGCUGGGUUUACAGGGGAUUCUCACGGUCAUGGUUCACAUACCACGUCACUUGCCAUGAGCAUGUCACAUGAGUAAGGCUUGAAAGCAUGACAUGACACCGAGAGAGUCGUAUGUAGCCCGCUGUUUGGUAAAGACUUGUUUGUCCUUAGAGUAACAACAUGAACUCUAUAUAAACACAGCAUUAGUGCAGGUUUACAGAACAGGUGCUACUCUCUUGAGAGUCACAAUGUCUCUAGACAAACUUUACGUUGUCAUGUGCUAAUCUAUUCUGAAGAUGCCUGUUGAAAAGACAGGUAAAAUUGUCAUUUAUUCUAUUCCAGUCAUGGUAUGGGGAGAUUGCACUUUUGCACUCCUUUCUAAUGACAAAGCCUUUACCUUUAACCAUACCAUUUUGGUAAUUACUUAAAGCUCACUUAAUUUUUAUAUCACUUUAUGAAAAAACAUUAAAAUCCAUCCAGGUUAUUCUUUGAGCCAUCAACUAUUCUCUGUUGAUGCUUUCUUAAGCUUUCCGUCCCAACAACUGUCUUCCAGUGAAGCACAUUCCUAAGUCAUGAAGUUCACAAACUGAUCAGGGCUACUCUUUUUGCAUUGGUGCAGGGGUGGGAGGUCGACACCAACGUUUACAUUUUCAACAGGUAACAAUUUACUAUCCAAACCAUCACUCUUAUAAAGUUUUAGGUUCAGGGACAAGAUGUUUGUAUUCAACAAAACAGAUGGGAAGACAGGAAAGGGAUUUAGAAUACACAUUGCUAUACACAUCACCAACAGUCUUGGACUAUGAGCUUGGGGCUUGAGACCAGUCCGUUAUAUGCGAGCAUCCAGUUUAUUGAAGUCUGAUAUAUGCAGGAUUUCUAGAAGUAAGAAAUAGAAAACCCGCCACCUAUUGUCGUAUUGGCAGCACACCAUCAUCUACUGAUCUAGGUGGUCUGAAAACAUUUAAAAUGUAACAUGAAAACACGUUAUCUAUUCGAAAAUCAUUCAGUGAAUGUUCUGUUGAAAAGCAUUUUGGCCGUGUGAGUGAUUGUGGAGAGCAUGUUGUACAGACUGAGCAAAUCCUGAAACACUUUCCAGCAUGAAAUGUUUUAGGAAGCGUUACAACAUUUGGUGUUUGAUGUUGAGAUUUUCAUUGAUUGAGCCGCAGUCCACCAAGUGGGAUUAAGAGUCAACAUUUGUAGAACUCUGAUAUGCAAAUGAGCACAUCAGACCUUUUGUACACUGUAUGUGAAUGAUAACCCUCCAAGUUGUGUGAUAUUCUGAGUCAACAGUUUGAAAGUCUGUGAUCGUUUCGUCCGAGAACUUUCGUAAGCUACAUUUUGUAAAUAAAA